Solanum verrucosum is the source of this 735-nucleotide messenger RNA. RefSeq lists its product as uncharacterized. The record is from RefSeq and is a predicted model, not a curated record. Lineage: Eukaryota; Viridiplantae; Streptophyta; Magnoliopsida; Solanales; Solanaceae. The transcript has a single exon. The coding region runs from base 1 to 735 and encodes 244 amino acids.
AUGGAUAAGUUUCUCAUCAAGUUACCAAAGCCAAAAGAUGGCCAACCAAGUUCUAGCUCUAAUCAACCAUUUGUGAGUUCACAAGUUGCUCCGGAAGUUCAAAGACAUACAAAUUCUUUUCCACUUUCAAAUAUGGAUAAUAUGCUUGAUUUUAAAUCUCUUGAAGCAGAUCCCAAAGAUCGAAUGCCUAUUUCAUCUUAUGGUCCUAAUAUUCGAGAUGCGGUAAAGAGGUAUUACAUUCAAAAAAAGCCAUGUCAACCUGUUGAUCAUAUCUUCCCUAAAACUAAGUUUGGAGAAAAAAUGCGUCAAUUUCGACCAACUUGGUUUAAGAGAAGAUCUCAAUGGUUGGAAUAUAGCAUUAAAGCAGACGCGGCAUUUUGUUUGUGUUGUUAUUUGUUCAAGAAUGAACUUGAAAGUCGUGGAAAUGCCGGAGAUUCAUUUACAAGAGAUGGUUUUAGGUGUUGGAACAAAGCUUUAGAAAGAUUCAAAAAACAUGUUGGUAAGGUAAAUAGUAUCCAUCAUAAAUGUUUCAAUAGGAUGCAAGAUUUGAAAAACCAACGACAAUCGAUCCAAUCUUCUUUUGACAAGCAAAGUGAAAAGGCAAGAAGUGAUUAUCGGAUGCGUUUAAAUGCCUCAAUUGAUGUAGCAAGAUUUCUCUUGACAUCGGGAUUUCCAUUUCGUGGGCAUGAGAAAGUGAAGGUUCCGAAUAUAAGGGUGCUUUUCUUGAACUUUUGA